AUGUCUAGCCCUGCCCUGGGCAGUCCUCUCAAUGGACAUGUAACGGAAGAUGAUGAAAACGACUCACAUAUCCCCGCACAACGCUCCCGAACCAAUAGCGAGGCCUCGAAUCGCUCCCUGACGCCGGCGCAUCAACCGUCGCCUCUGGGGGAUGCUAGAGGCGCCAGCAAUGGCGCAGAUAACAUAUUUGAUGACGAUCGCAUGUCAGAAAGUCAAGAAUCCAGCCCCGAUAAUGUGUCUCAUGAUGCCGACUUCGAGAUGCGUAACGAUGCCCCCUCGCCCCAGGACCACGACGACGAGCCGCGUGGCCGUGCGAGCUCCAGCGACUCAAAUCAAGUAUCCAAGCGUAAAGCCUCGUUCGACGAAGAAGACUAUAUGAGAGCCAACCCAGAGCUUUACGGCCUACGCCGUAGUCGACGCCCCCAACCCCAAGUCAAGCUGGCCGAAUCAGAUUCAGAAUCCGACGCUGAGCCCGUUAGCCGCCGUCAGACCAAGAGGCGACGCGUUGAUAACUCUCAUACUUCAUCCAAGCGAGCCACCCCGGUCUUGCAAUCGACCAAUGAUUCCGAUUCCGAUUCAGACACAUAUGGCGGUGCGAGAGCGAAGAGCCAAAUUAAGCGAGCUCGACAACGGCUCGAAGCUCAACCAGGCUUGGCUCUCUCGGAGAAGCGCUGGUCUAACAGACGGGCUGCGCAACAAGUUCAACAAGGAGCUUAUGAAGAGAGCGAUGCCGAGGAAGAAGAAGACGACACCGAAGCUGGCCAGGGGUAUUAUGUUGCCGACUAUGUCGAUGACUCCCCGUAUGUUGAAAAAGUCGUCAAACAUCAAAUCAAAGACGGUAUUGUCCUUGCCUUCGACUCCAGCCGAUACGACUUUGAAUACUUCAUCAAGUGGCAAGGCAAGUCCAACUUGCAUGACACGUGGGAAACCAUCGAGUCUCUUCGCAAUGUGCGUGGCUUCCGCAAAGUCGAAAAUUACUUCCGGAAGGUGGUUGAGUAUGAGCUCGACGUUCGCUUUGGUGAAGAUGUAGCACCCGAAAUCAAAGAGCAAUACUUCCUUGAUCGUGCUCGUGACGAAGAAGCGUUCGAAGACUACACAAAAGUUGAACGAGUCGUCAAUGUCCGCGAUGGAGAGGACGGCCCUGAGUACUUUGUCAAAUGGAAAGGCCUCACCUAUGAGGAAUGUACUUGGGAGGUAGCCGACGACAUCAACGGCGUGUUCCAAGACAAGAUUGAUCAGUAUCUCGACCGUGCGUCGAGGUCCUGGUUGUCCGAUCGGAAGGAAACCAACCCGGAUACCCGCUCUAGGAUGAAAAAGCUGGAUGAGCAACCUGGCUACAUCCAAAAUGGCGAGUUGCGCCCCUUUCAGCUUCGCGGACUCAACUUCCUUUGCCUCAACUGGUGUAGAGGCAACAAUGUCAUCCUUGCCGAUGAAAUGGGCCUCGGAAAAACGGUCCAAACUGUCUCGUUUCUUAGCUGGCUGCGCAACUGCCGCAAACAAGAAGGGCCUUCGCUGGUUGUCGCGCCUCUCAGUGUGAUCCCAGCUUGGUGCGACACGUUCAAUAACUGGUCUCCGGAUCUGAACUAUGUCGUUUAUCUAGGUCCCGAAGAUGCGCGUAGCAUCAUUCGCGAAAACGAGUUGCUUGUGGAUGGUAACCCGAAGAAGCCCAAGUUCAACGUUCUCGUCACAUCGUAUGAGUUCAUCCUUCAGGACUGGCAGUUUCUCCAAUCAAUCAAGUUUCAAUGUCUCGCAGUCGAUGAGGCCCAUCGUCUCAAGAAUGCCGAGUCUCAGCUCUACAUGCGUUUGCUUGGCUUUGGCAUCCCCUGCAAAGUACUCAUUACCGGCACACCCAUCCAAAACAACCUUUCCGAACUUGCUGCCCUCCUGGACUUUUUGAAUCCUGGCAAGGUCAAGAUUGACGAAGACCUAGAGUCAUUUGACGCGAAUGAUGCCUCGGAAAAACUGCAAGAACUGCAUAGUGCCAUUGCUCCCUACAUUCUACGGCGGACGAAAGAAACCGUGGAAUCCGACCUGCCCCCAAAGACGGAGAAGAUCAUUCGCGUUGAGCUCUCCGAUGUUCAGCUGGAUUACUACAAAAACAUUUUGACCAGAAACUAUGCUGCGCUUUCCGACGCCAGCAGUGGUCACAAGAAUUCAUUGCUCAACAUCAUGAUGGAGCUCAAGAAAAUCAGCAACCAUCCUUACAUGUUUCCUGGUGCUGAAGAGCGAGUCUUGGCUGGUAGCGUCCGUCGUGAAGACCUCAUCAAAGGUCUCGUCACCAGUAGCGGAAAGAUGAUGCUACUGGAUCAAUUGCUCUCCAAACUGAAGAAGGACGGUCAUCGCGUGCUCAUCUUCAGCCAGAUGGUUAGGAUGCUCGACAUUCUUGGUGACUACAUGUCUCUCCGUGGUUACAAAUUCCAGAGAUUGGACGGCACUAUUGCGGCAGGCCCUAGACGAAUGGCCAUCAACCACUUCAACGCAGACGAUAGCGACGACUUCUGCUUCCUACUUUCCACUCGCGCAGGUGGAUUGGGUAUCAACCUGAUGACAGCGGAUACUGUCGUUAUUUUUGAUUCCGACUGGAACCCCCAGGCCGACUUGCAGGCCAUGGCUCGAGCACACAGAAUCGGUCAAAAGCGCCCUGUCAAUAUCUACCGCCUUGUCUCCAAGGAGACCGUCGAAGAGGAAGUCCUGGAGCGUGCACGAAACAAGCUGCUGCUGGAAUACCUUACUAUCCAGGCAGGUGUCACAGAUGAUGGCAAGGCUGCAUUCAAGGAAGAGCUCAAUAAGAAAGGCAUCAAGGUUGAUGGACCAUCCUCAAAUGAGGACAUUCAAAUGGUUCUCAAAAUGCGCUCGUCCAAGAUGUUCGAGCAGAGCGGCAACCAGGAGCGCCUUGAGCAACUCGAUAUUGACUCUAUUCUAGAGAAUGCGGAAGUUACCAAGACCAAGGUCGAUGACAAGAUCAACCUCAGCAGUGGUGGCAUUGACUGGGAUAACUUCAUGCAGAUUACUGAUGUCAAAGUUGACGAUAUUAACCUUGACUGGGACCAGAUUAUCCCGGCCGACAAGUUGGCAGAGAUCAAAGCAGAGGAAGAGAAGCGUCUCCACGACGAUUAUCUGGCCAAAGUCGCCGCUGAGAGUGCGCCCCGACGCGCCGCUAUUAAAAGCCGCAAUCGGGAGUCGGAACGUGCCGAUCGCCUUCAGAAGCGACAGCGAGAACAGCAGCAAGAAGAGGAAGAAGAACGGGCUCUCCGAGCUGACCCCAAGCGACCUCUGAAUGACAAAGAGCAGCGAAACCUUAUCAAGGCCUAUUUCCGCUUCGGCUCAAUGGAUGAUCGUCGAGAUGAUAUCAUUCGCGAAGCUAAGCUUGUCGAACGCGAUAGCGACUUUGUCAAGUCUCUCCUAGACGAUUUUGUCAAGGCGGCCCAAACAGCUGUUGAUGAAAAUUUGAACAGAUUGGCCGAAGAAGAGAAGAAGAUUGGCAAGACUUUGACAAAAAAGGACAGGAAAGCUGUUUUAAUCGACUUUGGUGAUCUAAAGAAGGUCAAUGCUGAGACAGCCAUCGAACGACCAAAGCAGCUGCAGCUUCUUCGCGAUGCCAUCAGAAGCCAGGCUGAUUGGAAAACAUACCGACUUCCUGACGCAACCAAGGCUACCAAUUACAGCUGCUCAUGGGGAGCCAAAGAGGAUGCCAUGCUUCUCGUUGGCAUCGACAGGCACGGAUUCGGAGCGUGGGUACAGAUUCGCGAUGAUUUAGAUCUGGAGCUUUCAGAGAAGUUGUUCCUGGAUGAGCACCGCGUCGGUAAGAAGGAGGAGAGGUCCAAGGCCAAUGACAGGCUGAAGGCACCCGGCGCAGUGCAUCUUGUGCGACGUUCGGAGUAUUUGCUGUCCGUUCUUCUUGCAAAGCAGUCUAAUGAUCGCCCUGGGCCUCGCAUGGGCGAGGGCCACCGGGCGAAAAAACAGACACUCUCCAAUGGUCAUCGCAACAGUGCUGCUGCAUCUCCCAGCGGCCAAAGCGUGAAACGCCCACGGGAGAAGGAGCGAGACCAUGAUCGCGGAACCCCCCGACCGGAACUCAAGCGCAAAGCGGGCUCCCAUGAAGAUUCUCGCAUUCCCAAGCACCCUCGGACUGAAGACGGGCGCCGCAACAGCAGACCCGAUGACAGAGGUGAUAGACAUGAUCAAUCUCGACGUCGAGAUGAUGACGACCGCGACCGACGCCGCGAGAAACCCCGUCACAGAGAUGAUCACCGCAGAGAUGACUACCGUCGCGAGGAUUUUAGACGGGACGAACGACGUGAUGAUCAUCGUGACGAUUACCGGCGCGACGAUAGACGGGACGACAGACGGGACGACAGACGGGACGACAGACGUGAUGUCAGACGUGACGGCAGACGUGACGACCGACGUGACGACCGACGUGAUGACCGACGUGAUGAGAGGCGCGACGACAGACGCGAUGAUAGGCGCGAUGACCGCCACACAGACCGCCACACAGACCGCCACGCAGACCGCCACGCGGAGCGCGACAGAAACCAUCGCAAAGAGAAUCCUGUCGAUGAGAGAAGAGCAACUGCACUUCGUCGCCUAGAUGAGCUUCGCGAAAUUGGCGAUAAAGCAGAGCAACGUGACAAGAACAAUCACGCUAUGAUCUGGUACCUGCUCAAGCCCGUACGAGAUAAUUUUGAGCGGAUCCUGUCAACAACGAAGCAUAAAAUCAAGUCGAGCAAAGAACGCGCGUCAAUCUUUGCGGUAGAGCUUGUGGUAAUUGGGAGAUUCCUAGAUGAGAAGCUUCCAGCCACUGUAGCGGAUGAACGCCUGAAAGAUAAUUUCUGGGAGUUCCUCGCUGCUCUUUGGCCUGUCGAUGACACAAGCAAGAGUGUAACGGGCGAUCGACUAAGCAACAUGUACAAAACAUUGUACGCGCGCAAGAAAGAUGGUAGCUCAGUCAGGCCGAGCACAAAUGGUGCGUAG
This is a messenger RNA of Cordyceps militaris CM01, 4974 nucleotides long. Its product is annotated as chromodomain helicase (Chd1), putative. Bases 1 to 4974 code for a protein of 1657 amino acids. The transcript has 5 exons. Gene Ontology annotation, cellular component: chromatin; nucleus. Gene Ontology annotation, molecular function: chromatin binding; histone binding; ATP binding. Gene Ontology annotation, biological process: nucleosome organization; regulation of transcription by RNA polymerase II. Lineage: Eukaryota; Fungi; Ascomycota; Sordariomycetes; Hypocreales; Cordycipitaceae. The record is from RefSeq and is a predicted model, not a curated record.